Patiria miniata (bat star) is the source of this 1159-nucleotide messenger RNA. RefSeq names its product complement C1q tumor necrosis factor-related protein 2-like. The record is from RefSeq and is a predicted model, not a curated record. Gene Ontology annotation, molecular function: protein binding. NCBI's taxonomy places the organism in Eukaryota, Metazoa, Echinodermata, Asteroidea, Valvatida, Asterinidae. The transcript has 3 exons. The coding region runs from base 128 to 1003 and encodes 291 amino acids.
UGAGUUUACAUCUGACUGAUCAGCAUCCCAGUCAUCUUGAGUUGAACAGACAGUUUGAAGAAAUCGCCCUCACUCAACUCCUUGUAAUCUCUUGUUGGACCUGAUCUUCAAGAACGAACCAUCAAGAAUGAAAAUCGGUGUGGCCACCGUUAUUGCAGUCGCACUCUUUCUGGGUAACUCUGUCGAGCUCCGAGCUGCCGUUACUACUGGGCCAAUUCCUUCGGACGGUGAUGGUCCUGCGACUGAAGCAUGUCAAACGUCCUGCCAGGGAACAGCUGCAAUUGUAGGAAUGUUACAAGGGUUGAAGGGCGAUGCAGGUCGGCCGGGGGAAAAAGGAGACAUUGGGCCGUAUGGCCCUCUGGGUGAGCGAGGAGCACCUGGGGUCAGAGGUCAGAUGGGAAACUCUGGACCUCCUGGGUCAAAGGGUGAUGCAGGCGAGUCGGGUCAACGUGGGGAGAUCGGACCUAUUGGCCUUAAAGGUGACACUGGGCCGAAAGGGGACGACGCCAUAGGCCUACCGGGUUUAGUGGGAGCAACUGGUCGGACUGGUGUCAAAGGUCAAAAGGGCGAGCCAGGGGAGACCCCAGAAAACUCCAACCAGCGGGUAGCAUUCACCGCGGUGAGGACGAGCAACGCGUUUACCUCCACGAGUCACAACACCCGUUUGCCCUUUGAGGAAUUCGAAACGCUUCUGCCGGGUACCAACUUCGAUCUUGAGAAUGGCACAUUCACGUGCGGUGUACCGGGUACCUACGUGUUUACGUUUUCUGUUCUCAAAAAUGGUCCCAGCAGCGUAAUGUACGUUUUUCUCGUGAAGAACGGCACGUUUGUUGUCUCUGGCCUUAGCAAUGAUGGGAAUCACUAUGAGCAGGUGUCUGGGAGCGCGGUGCUGGUUCUGCAGCGAGGAGACACGGUAUAUCUCACCAUGAACGGUGGGCCGGUGUACAGUGAACCCGUCGCUCACUACACCUCAUUCAGUGGCUUCCUCCUGUACCACAUAUGAAGAUAAACGAACAUCGUGUUGCUGAUACAGUGAAAUCUUGAUAAGUCAAACUCUAAUAAAUCGAAACAAUUGUUAAAGCCAAACAAAGAAUCCAUUUCGUUCAGUAGUAUAACAAUGAUAUACAACCCUGCUUAACUCAAAACUCUAGCUGCUUAA